AUCACUCGAGUACCAUUCAUUCAAUUUCUGAUACGAUGAUGGAAAUAUCGAAUUCUCCGGCGUGUUCCUUCCUCUCCGACCAUACACAUACAAUUAUGCCCUCAUUGCUUUCAGGUCGGAUACUCCAUUUUCCGAAGCUCUCUGCAACUUCUUCUUCUCAAUCCCAUUACAGUAAACAAGUGAAACUUGCAAACAAAAUCAGCCAAAAUUCUGCAACUUCUGUUCGCCGUGCAGAUUCUGACAGUCCUCUAAGGAAAACCCACAAGUUGAAUUUGGAUGUUUCUCCUCAUAGAGCUGUAUCUGCGGUUAGAUUGAUGCGUAUAGAGUUGGGUGGUGCAUUUGCUGAUCUUCUGAAUGAGCAAGGGAAGGGUUCAGGGGAUAAUGAAAUGGGAUAUGUUGAAAGAACCCUUGGGUUUCGCACUCGUGACUUAGACGACAGAGAUUUAAGACUGGUCACGGAGGUUGUUGGAGGUACCAUUCGCUGGAGAAGAUAUCUUGAUCACUUGAUUCUUUCGUUAUGCCAUGAUGAGCGUACAUUCAGAAGCAUGGAGCCUCUUCUACUACAGAUUCUUCGAAUUGGUUUCUAUGAGAUCACCAAGUUAGACAUGCCACCUUAUGCUGUUGUAGAUGAGAGUGUAAGGCUCGCAAAGGUUGCUCUUAGACCAGGUGCCGGUAACUUGGUUAAUGGGAUUCUCAGGAAACUAGCAGUCCUUAAGGAGAGUGAUUCCCUUCCGGCAGUGAAAGUGCAUGGUGAUGAUCGUCAGCAAGCACGUGGUCUUGCCACUCUUUACUCUCAUCCAGUUUGGAUGGUAAGAAGAUGGACAAAGUAUUUUGGACAGGACAAAGCUAUUAAGCUUAUGACAUGGAAUAACAGCUAUCCCAGUUUCAGUCUAAGGGCAAAUACCGGGAAAGGUUUGACAGGGGCUGAUCUCGUCUCAAGGCUUAAAAUGUUGAAGGUCCCACAUGAGCCUUCUCUAUACUUGGAUGAUUUUGUUCGUCUAAAAACUGGAAUGCAGAAUGUUAUACAGGCUGGGUUACUAAAAGAAGGCUUCUGUGCAGUCCAGGAUGAAAGUGCCGGAUUAGUAGUCUCUAUUGUUGAUCCACAACCUGGUGAGAACAUUAUUGAUUGUUGUGCUGCUCCAGGAGGGAAAACCUUGUUCAUGGCAUCCCGUUUGAAAGGCCAAGGUACAUUAUUUGCCGUUGACAUAAAUGAAGGUCGAUUGCGGAUACUCAGAGAGACAGCCAAGUUGCACCAAGUUAUUGAUGUUAUCAGUACUAUCCAUGCUGAUCUUCGAACUUUUUCUCAGACGGAUAAGGCCGUAGAAUGGGAUAAAGUUUUACUGGAUGCACCUUGUUCAGGGCUUGGUGUUCUUUCAAAGCGAGCAGAUUUGCGUUGGAAUAGGAGACUGGAAGACAUGGAGCAACUUAAACAUUUACAGGAUGAGCUUCUCGAUUCAGCUUCCAGGUUGGUGAAGCCAGGUGGAGUGCUAAUAUACAGUACAUGUUCCAUUGACCCUGAAGAGAAUGAGGAAAGAAUUGAAGGUUUUCUUUUAAGGCAUCCAGAAUUUGACAUUGAUCCUGUGAACAAAUAUGUACCGGAGAAUUUUGUUACUAACCGAGGUUUUUAUAUGUCUAAUCCUGUGAAGCAUGAACUUGAUGGAGCCUUUGCAGCUCGUCUGGUUAGGUCUCAAUAAAUCGAGAAUGAGGAGCAUGUUUCAGUUUCACAAACUUUAAUUAUGUCGUCAAAAAGCAUCUUUAGGACAGAAGGAUCUUUUCCACAGACAACCAAGUUGUUGCUUUUAUGCCUUUCCUUUCAGCAUGAGAUCUCCAGACCAUCUCGUCACAUAUUUUCUCAGGCAGAGUGGGUCAUCAGUUUCAUAUUUCAUUAACUCCUGCUUGACGUAGUUUUUCUGUAAAGCAUGCUUGUGUCAAACAAAUGCAUUGUUGAAUUGUAUGACCAACUCAUAAAACUCAAGGUGUUAGAGAGACUUGAAUCCAGGAUCUCUACUUGCUCCAGUACCAUGUUGAAUUGUGUUGGCCACUCAAAGCCUUACAAUCAAUCCAGUCUUCGUGUUUGAGAGCUCAAAGGCCAUCAUUAUGUGGUACAGCAAUCAUACAAGUUAAAAGCAUACCACGACAAGAUGAAAUAUCAUUUUAUAUGCCAUUCUAGUGGCCAGUUGCUGAAAGAUGGGAUGCAGAGGCAGCACACUGUAUUGCGCUCGUUGAUAAGGCACAUAUCUUCCAUACUUAUUCAAGGAGGAAGAAGCGAAGAAAGAUAGGAGAAGAUAACGAUUUGCAUCUUCUCAAAUUCCUGAAGGUUUUCACACAUGGGGGAUUGAGCAGUUUCUUACUGUUUUUAGGAGUUAUGGCAGUUCUUUAUGGUUAGUAGAAGUUAUCUGUCUUUAUCCUAAGUAGUUAUGAAGUAAUUAUAGUUAUAUAUUAUAUAAUAAUAGAUCCAGUAAUGUGCAGAGGGUGGUAAUGUAUCUUUUAUAUGCAGAAGAUUGUUCUAAGAGAUACGAGACACUUGUCUCUCUUUGUAUUUUCUAUUGUUCUAAGAGAUACGAGAUAUUUGAGUUUCUCUUUGUAUUU
Messenger RNA from Solanum dulcamara, 2589 nucleotides. RefSeq lists its product as uncharacterized. The coding region runs from base 36 to 1694 and encodes 552 amino acids. The record is from RefSeq and is a predicted model, not a curated record. Gene Ontology annotation, molecular function: RNA binding; rRNA methyltransferase activity. The transcript is spliced from 18 exons. Gene Ontology annotation, biological process: RNA methylation; regulation of DNA-templated transcription; rRNA processing. NCBI's taxonomy places the organism in Eukaryota, Viridiplantae, Streptophyta, Magnoliopsida, Solanales, Solanaceae.